UCGAGUCCCCGGAUUCUAACAACGUAAAUUGCAGGACCAUCAAAUUUAAUUAUAAACUGGCCGAUGUAGGCUUUAAUUGUCGUUUUCAAUUAUUAGAUAGGAAUUGAAACCCGAAUAAAUCGUUUUAGUGAAACCGUUCGACUUUUACUGAUUUUUUUUCGGAAUUUUCAUUCGGCUAAACCAGUCGCGAAUUUUCGAAAAGCUCGCGCGAUUCGCACGAGUGCUAGCGUAUGUUUGGUGUAAUAUGGUGUCAGUGUGCAAACAGUCCUGCCAUUUUAGUUAUUAGUUUGCAAUCGUUGAUAGUCAAUAAACGAGGGUGUGUCUCCUUGCAGGAGCAAUGCUGACCUAAAUAUUGCCAACAGGAAGAGGAACGCAGCCCCGAUUGAAAUGGUCAGGGGGGCAGCUAUGGAGGGGGGCUUAGAUGCAGCGCUCGCCGCCACGCCGCCAUGGCGCUGCUGAUGCGACGUCUAUUCGUAGACGCUCAGGCAAAGCUUCGCAGAAUGGUAGAGGAACACUCUGCUAAUCUCACCGCUCGGAUAGAUUCCGAUUAUCCCAGUUCUAUCCCUCCCCCCGUUUCCAACACCGCUUGUCCUUCCCAAGAGUUGAAACUGACCGAUUCCUCGUCCGGCUCUCCCAUCGGUCAGGUCUCUGAUGUAAAUUUCGUAAAACCGCUGCUUGGCGCCGAAGAAAAAGAAACCGCCGCUUGUGAUUUAGAUGUUAAGUGUUUAACGGAACUGAAAAAAGACAUUUACAAAUCCUCCCGACCGAAUUCUAUCGAAUCACGUCGAAGUAAAUCUUUAUGCAAUACUAGUUCAGUAGAAUCCAGCGACGACGUCAAAGGGAAGAAAGACGUCAAAAAGACCAAAUCUAACCCAGUGAAAUGCGAGGGUCCAAACUUAAAUACCGAAACAACGAGUGACAAAAAGGAAAACGUGAUGACAGUCGAAGAAAAAGCCAGUCCGGUCAAGGACAGAUCUUCCCCCGAAAACCAGAACGUUGAACGUCUAGAAUCCCCAAAACCGGGAUGCAGCAAUCAACCAGAAAUCGAUUCUUCUUCGCCGCGUUCGCCUCGAAGUUCCGACGGAAAUCGUGACGAACUCUCCGCUCUUUUACCUUCACCUUCGAGUUAUCCGAAAGCAGCGUCAGCCAUUCGACGAUUGCGGCUCGAAAAUGAAAGAUUACAAGCGGAAGUAACAAGACUGAGACGCUUGGUGGUUUCAGGAGCUUCUUCCGUUCUCGCUGAAAAGAAAACUCCCACUGAAACUAGUGAUAGUAAGACGAACGUGCUCGAAAUGGAAUUGCAACUAGCCAAAGAAGCCCUAAUCACUCUUAAAUCUGAUAGGCGUCGAUUGAAAGCAGAAAAAUUCGAUCUGUUAAGUCAGAUGAAACAGCUUUAUGCCACUUUAGAAGAUAAAGAAAAGGAACUUAGGGACUUUAUCCGAAACUAUGAGCAACGGGUUAGGGAGAACGAAACUUCUCUGCAGCAACUUUCGACGGAACGCGAGGAACGCGAAAGAGAACGUUGGAGUUUAUUGCGACACGCAAGGGAUGAAGCUGAACGCAGUUUAUCUUUAGCGGCCCAACUUAACGCCAAGGAGUUACAACUUCAACAAGCACAAGAACAGUUGCAAGAUGCUCGAAGACAGUUAGCUUCGAGUGGAUGUCUAUCAGAUCAGGAGUCUCUUGCCUCAUUACCUCGACACAGUAUUAAUGGAGGCGCUCUUACUCCCGGAUCGGGUGGGUUGUUAUCUGGACAUCACGGGUUGGGUUUGCUGCCAGGUGAUAGAGGCAGUUGUAGUGCAGAUUCCGGUGUUAGAGUCAGUUCUGACAGGGAAAGUGGGGCGACUUCAGUAGCAGGAAAUUUAUCUGAUUCAACUACCGACGGAACACCAACGAUUACAGUUGAAGGGAGCAACGUAGAAGUAGAUUCAGUGUCUAUUGUCUCAUCGGUCCCACCUCCCCACUUGUACCAAACUGUAUCAACUAAAGACUGCAGUCCUACUUUAUCGCCUCUUAACGCUAACACCUUCUCCAGAUCUAUAGAUACUGGGGCUUUGUCUCGAAAAACAAAUUCCAGAUCCGUGGAACAAUUAAGUUCGCCUCUAGAUCCUGAACCACUACCUAUAGGAAGACGUUUGAAGCAUCCGCACGGGAGACCGGGAGGAGGCCGUGGAGGCACUUGGGGAAGCAUUUCUAGAGUUUUUGCCCGAUCGAGACACAGAAACAAAACCAACUCUCUUCAAGAAAACUGUGAGCACAAUUUUGAGUCUUACCGGAGUUGGUCUCCUCUAACGGAAGAAGGUUACGCCGAGAAACUCCGUUUGUUGAGGGAAGCCGCUUCAAUCCCCAUGGAACGAUGGAGGGCACCUACUGUUCUAGCUUGGUUGGAAGUCGCUUUGGGAAUGCCCCAGUAUGGCUCUCGAUGUGCCGAAAAUAUCAAAAGUGGCAAGAUUGGUCCUUUGCAUGGCCAGGUGCUCUUAGAACUGAGCGACUUGGAGUUGGAAUGUGGGCUUGGCAUAACGCACCCUAUGCACCGGAAAAAACUCCGAUUAGCAAUCGAGGAACACCGACAACCUGCGUUGGUCAGGUACCCUUGCAUUGCUCAAUUAGGCCACACUUGGGUGGCAAGUGAGUGGUUACCCGAUCUAGGAUUGGCCCAAUAUUCCGAGAGUUUCACUGCUAACAUGGUCGACGCACGGAUGUUGGAACACCUUAGCAAAAAAGAAUUAGAGAAAUAUUUAGGAGUUACUAGAAAAUUCCAUCAGGCGUCUAUCGUUCACGGAAUUCAUUUGCUUCGUAUAAUGAAAUAUGACCGACAGGCACUCGCCGUUCGAAGACAUCAAUGCGAAAAUAUAGAUGCAGAUCCCCUAGUCUGGACUAAUCAAAGAUUCAUACGUUGGGCGCGAAGUAUUGAUCUGACUGAAUACGCCGAUAACUUAAAGGACAGUGGCGUGCAUGGAGGGUUGGUAGUGUUAGAGCCAUCUUUUAACGGCGAUACUAUGGCAACAGCAUUGGGGAUCCCCGCUAGUAAAAAUAUUAUAAGACGGCAUUUAAACGCCGAGCUUGAAGCUUUGGUGUUACCAGCAAGAUCCACACUAGAGCACUAUGUUCGAGUCAGAGCCAAAUCGCGUGUUCUGGGAGGGUCCCUAGGCCGGUCAUUUUCCCGUUCCUGUGCAGGACUUGUAGGACCACCAUCAGUCGUCACUCGCGACCCGAUUAGUGCCGAGUCGCGUAGAGCCAGUCUCAGGAACGAUUGCAAAGCUAGGGUAAGUGCACCGACACGAUGUGUCCAGCCAAGGGCCGUUUUUAUGAAUGUGUGCUUUCAGGGCUCACUGAGUCGCGCGUUGGGUCUCACGAAGAGCAAAUCUGAAAGGGAAAGGGACAAGCAGUCGCCCACGUCGAGCUCGGAGAGCUCAUCGGUGAUCAGCAGAGUGAGCCCUCCGUUGAGUUAUUUCAGAUCGUCGAGGUCGGGGGGCGAGUCGCCUAUUUAUGCGACGCCGUUUGCCAAUCAUAACGCCUAUAACCGGAGGUCGGAAGAAUACGAGAGUUACAUGAACAGGAGGUCGAUUGACGAAUACGAAAUUACUAAAAGCGCGCAGAAUGUCGAUAACAUAUCGAAGGGCGAGAAAGGGAAACUUUUUGGGAAUUUCAUUGGCGGCAGUUUGCAUCGGAAGAAGAAGCAGCAUAGACGUGUCAGGAGUAUUGGAGAUAUUGAUGUGAUCCACAUUCAACCCGUUUAGCUUGAUUACGGAGCCUUCUCACAUUUUGCUCAAUUUUGUUCGGAAAUAGGCAGCAUUUUAUUGUUCAAUGUCUUGGACAUUUUCUAGUAAAUUAUUAUUAAACCAAAGCUAACCAAAUACAGUUUUAACUAUUCACGAUGUAAUAUAAUUAGGCGAUUAGAAAUAUUGAUGGAAAUGUAACCAAAUGGUCUAUAUUCAUUACUUAUCGAAUUAAAAGCGAUUAUAUUUCUAUCGAGCGAUUGUUUUCAUCAUUACAAACAACAAUUCAAAUAGAAAUUAAUUAGUUCGCUACUGACAAUUAAUUUUUCAAUUACUGGCACAAGUCGUAACGACAAGUUAAAUUAAGACUAAAUGUAAUUUUUUAUUUAUGUUUCAUUAUUGUUACCAUGUACGUACUAUGUGAUUUCAGUGGUAUUUUGUUAUUGUGGAGUAUUGCGUGUAUAGUGUUUGUUUAUUUUAUAUUUAUUUUAUUGUAUCUAUUUAUUCAGAAAUAAAAGCCAUUAAAUAUU
Messenger RNA from Tribolium madens (black flour beetle), 4249 nucleotides. Its product is annotated as kazrin. The record is from RefSeq and is a predicted model, not a curated record. Bases 447 to 3740 code for a protein of 1097 amino acids. Lineage: Eukaryota; Metazoa; Arthropoda; Insecta; Coleoptera; Tenebrionidae. Gene Ontology annotation, molecular function: protein binding. The transcript is spliced from 15 exons.